GAUAGUAAUCUUAAACCAAAAGUUAUUAAACCGAACGUGACGCUGAUAAAGAGACCCGUACAGCACGCAUCAAGAUAACAAAUAAAUGUGCAAUUAUAAAAGACGUUCCCAAAUAAAGUAAAUGUUUACCGAAGUAAAAUAAUCUCAUCGUCAGUGUUAUUUAUUAGCCUUUGUAUGCGAACAUACCGUUCGGGAUCUACCUGCAAGGGAAUGAGCGAAAUUGAUAACGAAAAGAACAAGAACAGAAAAAUGAGUGUUUUCGUUACUACCGACACGUUUCACGGAAGGAAAAUAAAAAUACCGGAAACAGAAUUUACAGGGUUCAGCUUUCGUAAACUUUUGGCGUUCGCUGGUCCAGGGUUUUUAGUUUCAAUAGCAUAUUUGGAUCCAGGAAAUAUCGAAAGCGAUUUACAGUCUGGUAGCAUCGCACAAUACAAACUGUUAUGGAUUCUUUUGAUCAGUACAUGUCUGGGGUUAUUCAUGCAAACCUUAGCAGCCAAAUUAGGUAUUGUGAGUGGGAUGCACUUGGCUGAAAUUUGUUAUUACCAAUAUAGGAAAAUACCGAGAUUUGUAGUAUGGAUAAUGGUGGAAGUGGCAGUUAUCGGAUCCGAUAUUCAAGAAAUCAUUGGUACUGCCAUUGCCAUUUACAUGCUUUCAAACCGAGUAAUUCCACUUUGGGGAGGCUGUUUGAUCACCAUAGUGGAUACCAUAACGUUUUUGUUGCUGGAUAACUUCGGUUUACGAAUAUUGGAGUUCUUUUUCAUAAUUCUCAUUAGCGUUAUGGGAAUUUCAUUCGGAUAUGAAUACGUAAUCGCUGGACCCAACCAGUCAGAGGUUCUCCAGGGAAUGUUUGUGCCCUGGUGUAGUAAUUGUGAUUCCACCGUUUGGCUUCAAGCCGUAGGGGUUGUGGGUGCAGUAAUUAUGCCGCACAAUUUCUAUCUCCACUCAGCCCUCGUAAAAUCCAGAGACAUAGACAGAAAUAAACACGAAAAGAUCGAAGAUGCUCGACUGUAUAAUUUUAUAGAAAACGCUAUCGCUCUACUGGUCAGUUUUAUUAUUAACACAUUCGUAGUCAGUGUUUUUGGAUAUGGACUUUAUCAAACAACAGGCAAUGAAGCGAUUGCCAACUGUGAAGCAAAGGGAAUUAAUGUUACCGGCAUUUUUGAGGCAAACGACGAAUAUAUUUCAGCAGAUUUGUAUAUAGGAGGAAUAUUUUUAAGUUGUACUUUCGGAAUGGCAGCCAUGUACAUUUGGGCGAUCGGGCUUUUAGCUUGUGGUCAAAGUUCGACCAUGUCCGGUACCUACACAGGUCAAUUUACCAUGGAAGGAUUUUUGAAUUUAAAAAUUUCUCGCUGGAAACGUAUCUUGAUUACCAGGAAUAUUGCCAUAAUUCCGACAUUUUUCAUUGCCUUCUUUAAUAACAUUGAAGAUAUGACAAGGAUGAACGAUAUAAUCAAUAUCUUAAUGAGUAUACAACUGCCCUUUGCUGCACUGCCAUUAAUUGCUGCAACAAGUAACACAGCUCUAAUGGGUAAAUAUGCCAAUUCAAGAUCAACAAAAAUUUCCGCUCUAAUGCUUUCUGUUGUGAUUUUCUUCAUGAACCUGUAUUCCGUCUAUGCAUCUUUUGAUUCAACGAUGGCUUGGUACUGGAGUCUUUUGCUUUACAUAGGCGUGGUUUUGUACAUAAUAAUUAUUAUUUAUUUAUUCGUUCACACCUUAACGUAUUUAGAUAGCAAGCGAAUAUCGAAAAUAAAUUUCAUUAAAAAAUACGUACUCGUUGAAGAAGAAAAGAUUAAACUGUGGGGUUCGAACUAGAUUUCUUAAACAAGCGUUCCAAUGAAAAAGUCAAAUUACCAGAAAUAUUUCUGAUUGUUCGAAAUCCUCUUCAUCCGAAAUUUUCAAAUAGAAACAAUGAACGGUUGUAUGAUUUUCGUCGGAUUAUUAUUUUGGCUCAUGAAAUUUAGCUUCUUAAUGCGUUUCGCUGUUUCACCAUCUAAUGGCAUCUCAUUGGCAACAGUGAUUUACUUGGUUUGGACUGAGACAUAUGGAUGUAUAUAUAAUUAUCACUAUUUUUUGUAAUACUUAUUGUACAUUAUAACUGUUUAUAGUUAAAAAA
Molecule: messenger RNA, 2116 nt
Organism: Agrilus planipennis (emerald ash borer)
Lineage: Eukaryota; Metazoa; Arthropoda; Insecta; Coleoptera; Buprestidae
Product: protein Malvolio-like
Exons: 7
Coding region: 175-1815 (546 amino acids)
Biological process (GO): response to manganese ion; manganese ion homeostasis; metal ion transport
Cellular component (GO): apical plasma membrane
Molecular function (GO): manganese ion transmembrane transporter activity; cadmium ion transmembrane transporter activity; iron ion transmembrane transporter activity
Source: RefSeq, a predicted model, not a curated record